UUAAUCGUAUCUGUAACAGAUCCCAGUUCAAAAACAAAUGGGUUUAUAUUUGUUAGAAUACAAGGUGGUUUCCAUGAGAUCCGGAAUUCGAUUUGUGAUGUGGUUGUGGUUUCUCGACUUCUUAAUGCUACCUUAGUAAUUCCUGAGAUCCAGUCAACUACAAGCAGCAAGGGGAUAAGUUCUGAGUUCAAGAGUUUUGCAUACCUGUACAACGAGGACCAGUUCAUGGCAGCGUUAACAAAAGAUGUCAACAUUGUGAAGACCCUUCCAAAAAAUCUCAAAUGGGCAAGGAGAAAGAAGGAAAUUCCAAGUUUCAAAGUGCGUCACUCAGCUUCUCCAUAUUAUUAUCUGAACCAAGUUCUCAUAGUAUUGAAGAAGCAUGCAGUGGUUGAACUAGUUGUAUCUGAAGGUGGAUGCUUGCAGGCCACCCUUCCGCCUGUACUUGAACAUGUUGAAGAGCUACAAAGGCUGAGAUGUAGGGUUGCUUUCCAUGCCCUUCGGUUCCGGCAGGAGGUCCAGGAACUUGCCACCAAAAUUUUAUUGAGGUUACAGGCUCCUGGACGGCCAUUUAUAGCUUAUGACCCUGGGAUGACCAGAGAAGCUUUAGCAUAUCAUGGUUGUGCUGAACUCUUCCAGGAUGUUCAUACGGAGCUCAUCCAGCACAAAAGGUCUUGGAUGAUAAAACGUGGGAUUGUCAAGGGGAAGCUUUCAGUGAAUUCGGCUAAGCAACGACUUGAUGGUUCUUGUCCAUUAAUGCCAGAAGAGGUUGGUAUUCUUCUUCGUGCGUAUGGAUACUCGGGGGACACAAUAAUAUAUGUCUCUGGUGGUGAAGUCUUUGGUGGCCAAAGGACGUUGAUUCCUCUUCAUGCGAUGUUUGAAAAUGUUGUUGAUAGGACUUCCCUUAGCACCCCUUGGGAGCUCAGUAGUCUUUAUGGUCGUGAGGCUAACCUCAUUAGCAGUUAUCCUGGAACUCCACCUUUAAUUGAGAAAGAGAUGAAGCAUGAAGCUUGGAAAACUGCAGGGCCACGUCCUCGCCCGCUUCCACCACCUCCAGCACGGCCAAAAUCAUAUAACAUUGAAGGUUGGUGGGGUUGGGUGGCUGAGAGUGACAAUGAGCCUGAGAGUACAGUGAUGGAGUUGCGGACCAAUGCCCAUAAAUUGCUAUGGGAAGCAAUCGACUAUGUGAUAUGUGUUGAAGCUGAUGUUUUCAUCACUGGUUUCGAUCGUGAUGGCAAGGGACAUCCAAAUUUUGCCAGCUUGGUAAUGGGGCACAGACUCUACCAGUCAGCUGCAAUGAAAACAUUUAGGCCAGACAGAAAAGAAGUUGCCAAGCUUUUAGACGAAAUUGGUGGCCAUCUAUAUCAUGCCAACCAUACUUGGCUAACAUCAGUACGCAAGCAUAUGAGAAAGAGAUUGCUGGAUGGACUGAUAGAAGCAUCCACGAAUUCAAAACCAAAAUCUUUUCUCUCUCAUCCAGUCCCUGAAUGUUCUUGCCUGAUGCAUGACUCUACUGAAACAUCAAUUCAUGCUUCAAGUCCUUCAACUCAGUCUCAAGUUCAGGCUGCUCUUGGAACUGCACAUCGAUGCCCUGCUUGGAUGGACGGUGAUUUGAUAAUGCGGUCAAAAGACAAGGAUAAUGAAGAAGAUCUUGAUGAAGAUGAUUCCACAUCAUCUGGAUUGUUUUUUCGACCUAGUAGUGAAAAUCAUGAAAGUGGAGGUGGGGAGUCAAACAACAAAGAAGAAGCUCAGCUGGAUGAUCAAGAGGAGCUCGAUGGUGGAGAAAGAUAGUCUCUUUGCAUGCCCAUGACUUUUAUCCUCAUCUGCAUUUGUACAUAAGUGACAAUUUCCAUUGCCUUUUCCAAGAAAGGUUGGAAUUUUUUCUUGGCUUCAGUUCAACAAGACAAGCAAGCUCUAACUGUGGCACAAGAAGUCUUUGACUUGGGGCAAUUCUAAUUCAACUCAUGUCAGUUCAGACAUAUGUACCCUUUUACGAAGUAUUGGAUAUAGUUUAGCUCAAUCCCCUUACGAGGAAUAGCGUCUUCCUUUUUUCAAUCAUGUAACCACCCAACAACUUUGAUGUAACUCGGUAUGUCUUCAUUGGAAAUCUCAAAAUCUAAUUGUCUGUUGUAGGA
Corylus avellana is the source of this 2132-nucleotide messenger RNA. NCBI's taxonomy places the organism in Eukaryota, Viridiplantae, Streptophyta, Magnoliopsida, Fagales, Betulaceae. The record is from RefSeq and is a predicted model, not a curated record.